Talaromyces rugulosus is the source of this 1419-nucleotide messenger RNA. RefSeq lists its product as uncharacterized. The record is from RefSeq and is a predicted model, not a curated record. Lineage: Eukaryota; Fungi; Ascomycota; Eurotiomycetes; Eurotiales; Trichocomaceae. The transcript has a single exon. The coding region runs from base 1 to 1419 and encodes 472 amino acids. Gene Ontology annotation, molecular function: carbohydrate derivative binding. Gene Ontology annotation, biological process: carbohydrate derivative metabolic process.
AUGGCGUUCUACGACCCGGCCGACACCCUCGGCACCGCUCUCCACGUAAUCGCCACCGAACGAGAUGCCUUGAGUCACCUUGAAAGCCUGUACCGCAGCGAUGCGCAGGCACAGCGCGAUCUCGAGCGCGCCGUGCACCAGCUGGUACAAACCAUCAAGCGAGGCGGCAAACUGGUGAUUUGCGGCGUCGGGAAGAGCGGCAAGAUUGGACGCAAGCUCGAGGCGACGAUGAAUAGCGUGGGCAUACACAGCGUGUUUUUGCAUCCGACGGAGGCGCUGCAUGGAGAUUUGGGCGUGAUCAGGGCUGUUCGUUUCCCGAAGAUGAAGAUUUAUGUUGAAGUAACUGACAAUGGCAUCCAGAUUGAUACCCUCCUGUUGAUAUCCUUCUCCGGCCGCACCGCCGAACUACUCCUGAUGCUGCCUCAUAUCCCUCGCACUGUGGCUGUCAUCGCCAUCACAGCGCACUCGCAUCCUGCGUCAUGUCCGCUGCUGUCGUACAAUACGCCGGACAUGACCAUGCUACUGCCAGCGCCGUUGCACAUUGACGAAGAAACCUCGUUUGGCCUGUCCGCGCCCACCAGCUCGACCACUGUGGCUCUGGCUCUAGGUGACGCUCUCGCUCUCGCUACAGCGCGGAAUCUACACACUUUGCCGGGCCAGGGACCUUCGGAGGUGUUUAAGGGGUUUCAUCCGGGGGGAGCCAUUGGUGCUGCCGUCGCUGCUGCUGCUGCCGCAGGGUCGGCUAUAUCAACACCAAAGUCUUCGACUUCUUCGUCUUUGUCGUUGUCAUUAUCAUGUCCCUCGACAAACGUGACUUCACCCAGUCUGCCAUCCCUCGACGCUCCCACAAAACUCAGUCUCGAUGAGCCUGCCCAAAAAGACACACCAACCAUAUCCGACUUUCUCGUCCCUGUCGACGCGAUUCCCACAGUCUCUGCUGGUAGCAGCAGCAGCAGCAGCAGCAAUAAUAAUAACAACCAAAUCCCUUCCUCCGUUCGCCUUCUCGACAUCCUCCUCACCGCAAUCCAACAUCCCCCCGCAAAAUCAUGGGUGAGGCUUUCUCCUACCGAGAUCAUUCCUCCACGGCGCGUCCGCUCGCUGGUCACCAAUACUACUUCUAAUAACACAUCACGAGAUGUAAACAUCAACAUCGACACCCCGCUCUGCGAACUUGCUGAACCGGCAUCCAUCCCUGCUGAGCAGUGGCUGCCCGUUCGCGCGUCGAGUUCGGUUGACGAUGUGAGGAUGUGGAUUGAGCAGGCCGUGAACAACAACAACAAGUCAGCUUCGUCGAUGACGUUACCGUCGUUUGAUAAUGCUGAUGACGUUGUUGUUAGUGUAGUCGAUGACAUGGACGAGGAUAAGAUUGUGGGGUUUGUGUCGGCAGAGGAGAUCUGGUCGGCUUCGGUGAAUUUAUAA